Molecule: messenger RNA, 871 nt
Organism: Paramormyrops kingsleyae
Lineage: Eukaryota; Metazoa; Chordata; Actinopteri; Osteoglossiformes; Mormyridae
Gene: fkbp11
Product: FKBP prolyl isomerase 11
Biological process (GO): protein peptidyl-prolyl isomerization
Cellular component (GO): endoplasmic reticulum
Molecular function (GO): peptidyl-prolyl cis-trans isomerase activity
Source: RefSeq, a predicted model, not a curated record
UGUGGGACGCUGGCGGAAUGUCCGGGCGGGACUCCGGGAUCCAGGUGUGGGGAGCGCUCAUGUGGCGGCUGCCCCGUUAUCGUCGUGCUAUAAUAACACAUCAGCUUUAACCUCCGUCGCCUGCUUUGGCCACAUCAGUUUCACCUGGACCUUCGUAUGCGCCUCGCUGGGCCAUUACUUGGCUCAGCUAAUACUCAAAAUAUUCCUAGAAAGGCUUGCUUAACUUCCUGAAAGUUUUUUUUCUGAAUAUAUAUAUAUAUACAUAAAAAUGAAAAUGAAGACUUGGGUUUUCCUAGUCUGGCUGGUUGCAGCAGCAUUAGUCGCAGCCGAAGACUCGGGGCAGGAGCAAAAUGCAAUUGAGGAGCUUAUGGUGGACACCUUGGUGAUACCAGAAAGCUGUGACAGAGUGUCGGAGAUGGGGGACACGCUGCAGAUCCAUUACACUGGCAGGCUGCUCGAUGGAAAGGUGAUAGAUUCCUCUCUGUCCCGGGACCCGUUGCUUGUGGAAUUGGGGAAAAGGACGGUUAUUGCAGGUCUCGAGCAGAGUCUUAUCGGUGUUUGCGUCGGACAAAAAAUCAAGGCCACAAUACCAGCUCAUCUUGCCUAUGGAAAGCGUGGCUAUCCUCCAACCAUCCCGGGUGACGCGGCGCUGGAAUUCGAGGUGGAGGUGGUGUCUCUGAGCCAGCAGACGCCCUGGCAGAAGCUGGUGAAUGAUGUGUUCCCGCUGGUGUGCCUCGCACUGGUGCCCUCGCUGCUGGGCCUGGUGGGGCUCUACCUCUACAAAAAGGCCGGCGCCCAGCAAUCGGGCAAGAAGAAAGUCAAGGACAAGAAGGGCAAGCAGAAGAAGAAAUAAAGUGCUUUCCAAAGAGCA